CGGGGCCUAUAUGUUAGAAUAAAAAGAAUAAACUAAAAAUACUCGCGCUUACUUUUGAAGACAGUUAUAGGAGAUAAUCGAAAUAGAGACAUGUUUACGUCAAGGACGUCGAGUGUCCUCGCGGUCGAUCGAGGAGCAGUGUGAUAUCGUCGCGCGUUUAUCGAGUGCCCUCUUGGACAAUACGAGUUGUACAUUUAAUCGGAAGUAAAACAGUGUGCCACGGAUCGUCGUAAAAUACUGUCUUUGAGCAAUCACAAUUCGAGAGGACCAAAUCGAGCGAAUUAGAAAAGCGAGAAAAACUGGAUCUCUGGAGUAUCAAUAUCUGGGCUCGGCUGCUGGGACAGGUCGCGAUGAUGCAGGAGCACAAGUCCUUUCUCAUUCGUGACCUGCUCGGCGAUGUGCUCGAUCAUCGGCCGCUUCAAGGGCCGACGGACGACUCCGAGGAGGACUCGGCGAUGCACUCCGACUCGGAGGACACGAUAGACCCGGGCAGCAGUCCGUCGCCGGGCUCGUCGGCCGCCACACCCGACAACAACGCCAAGGCCGGCGGCGGCAGCUGCAACUCGUCCUCCCUCGGCUUGGCGGGCAGCAGCGGGGGCGGCAGCAGCAACAACGGCGGGGCCGGUCGCAAGCCCCGCAGACGUCGCACGGCCUUCACCCACGCGCAGCUGGCCUACCUCGAGCGCAAGUUCCGAUGCCAGAAGUACCUGAGCGUGGCCGAUCGCAGCGACGUCGCCGACGCCCUGUCGCUCUCCGAGACCCAAGUGAAGACCUGGUAUCAGAAUCGAAGAACCAAGUGGAAGCGUCAGAAUCAACUGCGACUGGAGCAACUGCGACACCAGGCGAGCGUCGAGAAGGAGCUGUUGGUGCGGGGCGUGGGCCUGCAUCAUCAUCCGCAUCAGCUGCAUCCGCAUCCGCAUCCGGCGAGCAUCGAGGCCUACUGCGCCGCCGGCAACAAUCCCUACUCGGCGGCGAGUCAGGCGGCGGUGGCGGCCGCGGCGGCUGCCGGACAGCAGCAGUCCGUCACGUCGGUGCCGGCGCCGACAAGCGCCUCGACGGCCGCCUUCCUCUCGACGGCUGCGGCUCUCUUUCGCAACGUCACUUACGUGCAUGGCUGCCCGCUCUAACCCUUCGCCACGGACGGCCCGGGCGCGGAGCCGAUCGUCAUGCAGCCGUGACACUUUACCAAUUACUGAUAUAAUUGUAGCGCACAAUAACGAGGACAAAACCAAAGAGAUAAUAAUUGACACCUCUGUACAUAUGUAAUUAUUGCAACCAAAAAUCAUUGUUAUAUAUUAUGCAUACAGUAUUAAAAUUAAUCAUUGUACCAUCACGAUUGAUGAAUUAAUUGAUCGUCCAUAUACAAAUAUGAAAAAAAAAAAAAAAACAUUUAUCCUGCGGACUAUAUGGGCUGCAACCGAGUGCAAU
Molecule: messenger RNA, 1428 nt
Organism: Trichogramma pretiosum
Lineage: Eukaryota; Metazoa; Arthropoda; Insecta; Hymenoptera; Trichogrammatidae
Product: barH-like 1 homeobox protein
Exons: 4
Coding region: 351-1127 (258 amino acids)
Biological process (GO): cell differentiation; regulation of transcription by RNA polymerase II
Cellular component (GO): nucleus
Molecular function (GO): RNA polymerase II cis-regulatory region sequence-specific DNA binding; DNA-binding transcription factor activity, RNA polymerase II-specific
Source: RefSeq, a predicted model, not a curated record